Messenger RNA from Soboliphyme baturini, 759 nucleotides. NCBI's taxonomy places the organism in Eukaryota, Metazoa, Nematoda, Enoplea, Dioctophymatida, Soboliphymatidae. The record is from the annotation of a GenBank genome assembly.
AUGAAAUAUUACGAAACAGGCUCGAUCAGGCCAGGGGUGAUUGGAGGCUCAAAGCCAAAAGUGGCCACAGCGAAGGUCGUGGAAGCCAUAUCCGCGUACAAGAAGCAGAACCCUACAAUGUUCGCGUGGGAGAUACGAGAUCGACUUCUCAGCGAUGCAGUUUGUGAUCAUGACAACGUGCCCAGUGUGAGCAGCAUCAAUAGGAUUGUUAGGAAUAGGACAAUGGACAAGGCAAUGAAGAAUACAGAAAGAAGGAGUUCUUCCACUGGAACUCCUGACCAUCGGAGAUCUCCGUCGUUCUCAGCUCCAGCGUCCCUUCUGCACACGACCAACACUACAUCCGUCAUAGCGCAUGCGCCCCCCGUGCAGGAGUACUCGACUGCGCGUAACGGUCACUAUUCCAUCAGCGGCCUUCUGGGUAUCGAGGGUCCGGUUGGCGGUGCCAAAGGGCGGAACACAGGAGCGAUCAAGUCAGAACCGGAUGAGCACUCAUUUAAUCGGUCAGAAGCAGCUCAGGCAUGGAUGAACCGGAUCAAGUUCGACAGCUCCUCGUACGCGACGGCCAUGAAUGAUAUUGGAACCCUGUUCUCGGCGGGCCCCGGUACCUUGCUGCCCGUCUCCUGCGUCGGUGCAAACUUCGGUGACCACUUGAACGCCAUUGCGGCGGCAGGUGGCGACAAGAGCGGGGACGUGGCCGCUUUGAUCCCAAAGCCCGGCGCCGGCAGCAACGGAGGUGGCGUCGGUGAGUACCCUUUGUGA